This is a messenger RNA of Cuscuta europaea, 1415 nucleotides long. The record is from the annotation of a GenBank genome assembly. Lineage: Eukaryota; Viridiplantae; Streptophyta; Magnoliopsida; Solanales; Convolvulaceae.
UGAAAAUGUGCGGGCGUUAAAAAAGACACAGGCUAGGCAUGGCGAGUGCGCAAGCCAGAGUGGUGGUGCUAUCUCUCCUCCUCUUCCUCCUGUUCGCGAUACCCGGCGGCUGCCUCUCCGCCUCCGUCCACGAUCUGCUCAGGUCGUACGGACUUCCGGGCGGGCUUCUCCCGAAGCAGGUGAGCAACUACAGCUUGUCGGACACGGGGCUGCUAGAAGUGUUCCUUGAAGGCCCGUGCCUGACCAAGUUCGACACCAUGGCGCGGUACGACAGCGUGGUGCGGGCCAACCUCACCCACGGCGGCCUCGCCGGCGUCCAGGGCUUCUCCCAGGAAGAGCUCUUCGUCUGGCUCCCGGUCAAAGGCGUCGUCGUCCACGAUCCCGCCUCCGGCCUCAUCUUCCUUGACAUCGGCUUGGCUCACAAGCACCUCUCCCUUUCCCUCUUUGAAGAUCCGCCCGAUUGCGACGCCCAAUCCCACGGUGUUUUGAAGAUGACAGGGAGGAGGGACACAACUAGAAGCACCUCAUUUGCCAGUUCAUCGUGACUCAUCUAUCAUCCGCAUUUUCAUGAGUUAGGCCUCGGGCGGGCGGGCGGGCGGGAUUAUUACUGUUGGAGUGGACCAUUAAUUAAUUGAUUGAUUGAUUAGUUAGUUAGUACAGUAGAUCGAUGUGUACAGCUCAAAAUUUGCACUUCUUUAUUUAAUUAUUUAAUACUACUUCCGUUCCUAUUAAAACUUCCAAAUAGGUUUGACACAGAGUUUAAGAUAGUGGGUAUUGUGUGGUGGAGAGUUGUGCAGAGGAGAGAGAAAUGUGUAAGAAAUGUUGUGAACCACAAAUUCUUUACUAAAAAGGGAAAGUGGAAGUUUUAAUUGGAACGAAUGAAAAAGGAAAGUUGGAAAUUUAUUUAGGAACGGAGGGAGUACCUACGUAGCUUAAUAGCAGCAGCGUGCAGGUAUUCAUUCAUCAGCCAUAUUUGAUGUACAUACCCUUGUACACACUUUAUACACACCAUGUAUGUGAAGCUUUUUUUUGUCUAUGAAUCCGGUUCACAAACAAUACUCCCUCCGUCCCGGAAAAUUAGUCCCACUUUGACUUGGAUCGGAGUUUAAGAAAGUGGGAAUAAAGUGGAAAUGUAUGGUUGUGGUUGAGUAAGAAAAAGGCAAAUGAAUGUUUAGCCACACAAAACUUUCCAAAAAGGGAAAUGGGAACAAUUUUUUGGGACGGCCCAAAAAGGAAAAUGAGACUUAUUUUAUGGGACGGAGGGAGUAUUUUGUUUGUGCAAAACAUUAUCUAUGAAUCGAUGUUCACAGACAAAAAAAACUUUCACAGACAUAUGUGUGUACAAAAGUGUGUAUAACAGUGUGUACAAACAUCAUUUUUGUUCAUUCAUACUUCAGGUGUUAUUUUCUUCGUUA